Molecule: messenger RNA, 5506 nt
Organism: Pogoniulus pusillus (Red-fronted tinkerbird)
Lineage: Eukaryota; Metazoa; Chordata; Aves; Piciformes; Lybiidae
Gene: SGPP1
Product: sphingosine-1-phosphate phosphatase 1
Exons: 3
Coding region: 312-1571 (419 amino acids)
Biological process (GO): sphingosine metabolic process
Cellular component (GO): endoplasmic reticulum membrane
Molecular function (GO): sphingosine-1-phosphate phosphatase activity
Source: RefSeq, a predicted model, not a curated record
AGGGGCGGCGGCGGGUGCGCGCGUGAGGGAGCGAGCGGCGGGCGGGCGGAGCGGGCGCGGGCAGCCGAGCCGAGGGCGGUCAGUGGUGGCCCGAGGCGGGAGGAGCCGGGCGGUGUCCGUCGCUCGGUGACUCUCCGCCCUCGAGCGGGUUUCCUCAGGGAGAAGUUCCCCCCUCCCCGUGGCGCGCAGAGGAACCACCGUCCGUUCUGCCGCCCCUCCGGCGAAGCACUACCUCAGCUUCCCGCUCGCCGUACCGGGCAGCGCUCCGCUGUCCUCAGCCCGCCUCUCGCGGGCGGCCUCGUUCUCCCAGCAUGACUCUCCGCCGACGCUUAGCCCUGCUGGCUGCCCACCUGCAGGACCCACGGAAAGUGGCCGCCUUCCAGCGUCUCUGUGGCGUUGAGGGGCCUUCGGGCUGGGCCGACGCGGAACAGCGAGCUGGAGGUGGGGGGCCAGUGGUUAACGGCGGGCCUCCGGCCGCGGAGCGAGUGGGAGAGCAAGGGCAUCCCGCCGGCAACGGGACCGUGCCCGGCGGGGCGGUCCCCCCGCAGCGGUGGAGGAGGAGGCCGCGCCGCAACUCUCUCACGGAGGAGGACGGCAGCCAGGAGUUCUCCACCCGUAGCCGCUUCCUUUACUAUCUCUUCAGUCUGGGAACGGAGCUGGGCAAUGAGCUUUUCUACAUCCUCUUCUUCCCCUUUUGCAUCUGGAACUUGGACGCCUGGCUGGGGCGGAGGCUUAUCAUCAUCUGGGUGUGGGUGAUGUACCUGGGGCAGUGCACCAAGGAUGUCAUCCGCUGGCCGCGGCCUGCCUCCCCGCCCGUGGUGAAGCUGGAAGUCUUCUACAACUCCGAGUAUAGCAUGCCCUCCACCCACGCCAUGUCGGGCACCGCCAUCCCCCUGGCUCUCCUGCUGCUCAGUUACGGCCGCUGGCAGUAUCCCCUUAUGUUUGGAUUGAUCCUUGCAUUCUGCUGGUGUUCUUUGGUUUGCUGUAGUCGCAUUUAUAUGGGAAUGCAUUCAAUUUUGGAUGUUAUUGCUGGAUUUCUGUAUGCUGUUCUCAUCUUGAUUGUCUUCCAUCCAGUUGUGGACCUGAUUGAUAACUUCAACUUAACUUACAAAUAUGCACCCUUAAUUAUCAUAAGCUUGCACUUAGCCCUGGGCAUCUUCUCAUUUACUCUAGACACUUGGAGCACAUCACGAGGAGACACAGCUCAGAUACUGGGCUGCGGUGCUGGAGUAGCCUGUGGCUCUCACGUUAACUACAUAAUGGGUCUGAAGCUAGAUCCUUCUCCCGAUUCAUUACCUUUAUCUCUUUCUUCUCUCACUGUGACUGUGUUUGGAAAAGCCAUACUGCGGUUGUUGAUUGGAGUAAUCGUUCUGUUGUUAACGAAAGUAGCGAUGAAAAAAGCUACCAUUCCACUGGCAUGUAAAAUAUUUCGCAUACCACAUGAGGAUGUACGGAAAGCAAGACAGCGCAUGGAAGUUGAGCUUCCCUAUCGCUAUAUUACAUAUGGAAUGGUGGGGUUCUCUCUCAUGUUUAUUGUUCCUUGCCUCUUCCAUUUUAUUGGCCUUUCCUGAUGCAGUUUAUUGUUAAAUGAGGAGAACAGAGCUAGUUGCUUUUUGAAGAGCUGCACUAGUUUGCAAAGGGAAGAUGGGUGAGCUUGGCUUUAGCAGGGUCUUCACUUUAACAGCAAUACAUGGCAGGCAAAGCAUUUAAAGAACUUUGCACAUCUUUGGGUAUGGUAUGGGGCCACAAGUCAAAUAUCAGUCCACAAGAAGUGCUAAAACUCUUUAAAUGCUAUGUCUAGGCUUAUUGCUGCACCUGAGUCUGUAUGCGUGUGAUGCAGUGAAUGUAUCUGAAUGUCUGUCACACCCUACCUGUAUACCUUGAGGUUUUAACAGGUGUCUGACAGCUCAUCAGAAAGCUCCAUUAAUGAUCUGUUUGCCAUUUCAUAGUAAUUUAUUCAAGUUGUUGGACCAUAGACUGUUAAAUUUGCUUUCCUUUCUUCUUUCCUGAAGUCUUGCUUCAAGAUGUUUCAGUUAAUAGGCAUUUCCCGUGGACCAAACUUGUAAUGAGGUUGAAUUUUUCUAAAAAACCCUAACCCUACAAAACAAAACCAAAAAGAAAAGCCCAAACCUGAACACAAGUCUUUUUGUUUACCUCCCUCUAGAAUAAAAUGUCUGGAUGGGCAUUGGUAGGUAUCACUAACACGUAUGAUUCAGGUACUGUAUUUUAUGGUUUAAUGAUCGUGCCUUUCUGUUGCUAAAUUAAGAAAUGCCAUAUAUACUGUGAUGAAAAAAAAUCUAAUUCUAUUUAAAAUGCAACAUAAUUAGGCAGAUACUUUUAAAUGUUAGAUUGCCCACAUUGCUGACAUGGUUCGAGUUAAUGCAAAUGUGCAGUUUAGCUUAAUCAGAAUUGCAUAUAUGAGAUGACCCAAGAAUUGUGUCCUUAAGCUCAAGGUAUUGUAAAUGGACAAUAACCCCUUUUGUAAGUAUUUUUAAUGUGUAUUGAAAGUUACUGGAAGAGGAUAUAUUUUUCUGAAGAUUGUUUAUACAGUGGACAGAUGCUCAAAAUUAAUUAUCUAAACAUACAAACAAUAAAAAGCAGCCCAUUCUGCAAGGAAAGGGGUCUCACUUAUUCAAACCAAUUGAGAAAGACCAUUGGGUUUAGAUGUUUGCUUAGAAAUAAUCCUUAUUCUAGAGAAAAUAUCUGUAUUUUUGUGCAUUAACAUUCAAUAUUUAAAGGUGAGAGUCACUUUUACCUGAUUUAGAUAGCGAUAAGACUGUAUAAUGAUCAAAUUAAAUUUUUAAUCAUUCUGAUAGGCAGAUUGUGAGCAGUCAGGACAGUAUGGUCAAUACAUCAAUAGAUUGUGCAUAUCUAACUUUAUGAAUUAUUAGGCACUUUUCAGCCUUUCAUGAUCCUUUUCUUUAAGUGAUAAGUAGAAUAUGACCUUUCAACUAAUUUCAUGUGCCUGUUUUGUGUUUCAUUUUGUCUAUGUUAAUGUGUUGCCUAAUUUGGUUGUUUUUAUCCCAUGUCAGGAAAUGUUAUAUUGCAGCAAGAGCUGUCAUACUGGCUGGCCAUAAGCUACUUACUUUCACAUUGUACUGUUUUGGUCAGAAAAACCAUGAUCUUUGUUGUGCAGUAUAGCGAUGAGAGAGAAUGCAAAGCUUUGUAAACAGUGUUUGGAAUUGGAAGGCUUUUUUUUGUAUUGGAGCUCAUACCUCCAGACUGUUAAUAUGUAAAUUAACACAAUUAUCUUCCUGUGUCUCUCCUCAAAGCAGUAAAAGUAACGGUACACUGGCCUUGGAUGAUGUGAAAAGCUGGCUUUCCUGAUGCAUCUCUUCAGUGCAUUCUGAAUGCACUGCUAUGAAUGUAUUUAAACUGAUGUAUUCAGAACUGAUAGUGUGUUAAACGACUUCUGUAGCUGAAAAGACCUUACCUAGUAGAAAAUGGUUGUUUCAGUGCAUAUUUCUGGAUUUGAAUUUUCUGUGUGUUCCUCUUCACUGUUUAAUGCUGAAUGUGCAGAAAAGGUAAAUUGGUUUCCAAGGCUUUUAUGAAGGGAUUUCCACUGGUUUGGCUUUGCCACGUUAAAAUAGUAAUUAAAUGAAUAGCUGGGGGGAAAUGUACACAAAAUGCCUUAUGCUUAAAGCCCUGAGCAAGUUGUGUAUCUCCAAUUACAUUAGUCUGAUGACUUGUGAAAAUAAUAGGCUAUCUUUCUCCUUAAAUAGGAUGUACUCUCCUUAAAUACCUUAGCUUUACAAUUGAUGGUGAAAAAUGUUUAAAUUCUGGCACAGGAGACAAACAAGCAUAAGUAGUAUCUAUUUUUCUUUUUAAGGUACAUAUUUGACUUCUGGGAAGUUCAGAUUUACAUCAUGAGUGCCCUUAAAACUGCCCUUUCUAGCUGUGCUUGCUCUGUUGUGCUAUUAAGGGAAAGUAAUCAAAUGUGGAAGGUCUAGAAUGGGUGAAAACAUCAGUAAGGACUUUGAAGAGGCUAAGGAAAACUGCACUGUUGCACAUUCUACUGUUAUGAAUACUUAUUUUCUGUUUUCUUGUAUUGGGUAACUUCAAAAUGUCAUGUUCCAUGUACCACAUCGUCUGGUACACAAGAAAUGUACAUCAGAAUGUAAAUGCAGCACCUUUGCAACCCUGUCUCCAAGAAUGCAACUACUUCACUGAAGUUUACAUGAGGAAAGUUUUACUAUUCUAUUUCAUGUUUUGUUAGAAGCUGUGUGCCAGAGGGCAGUUUAGCACAAAAGAUCAUGCAAUAUGAAUACUGGUACAAAGUAAAGAACCACAGAAAUGCAAAAAUGCAAAAAUCCAGUUUAAAUACUUGCAGUGUAUUUUUGUUUAAUAACCUGAGUUCCCUUCAAAUCGGGCCUGACAAAAGAGCAGGUCAAAGUGGAACACUUCCUUUACCCUAGGCUAUUCCUAGAGUUCAAGAAGAAAAAAUGUCACUAGUAUGAUCUGGCACCAAAGUACUUAUAAACUUAGCAUAGCUUUAAAAAGUAGUCAAAUAUCUUCUCAGAAGGAAUGAUAUGCUUGAAACCUUUCAUGAAGUGGUGCAAAAACAGUCAUGUCACUGCUAUUCAACUUCCUCAGCUCCAGGUUGUAUAGUCCCAAAAAGUGAAAUAGCACUGGUUUAUGGAAGUAGAUACAAAUACACAUUUGUUACAAAAAGCUAUGAGUUAAAGUUGUCUUAUUUGAUUACUUUCACAAAAGAAAACCUGUUGUGUAGAUUUUUAACUUGGCACAAAAUUCUAUGUUCCAAGAGGCUGAAGUCUCAGGUUGCCUUAAACACAGGAGCAGGAUUUUCUCUGACUUAGCCCUCAGUAAGAACUACGAGUUGCAUCUUGGGUAAGUUUUUAAGAAUUUGGUAUCUUGCAAAUGUUUCAAGUUGAUUUAGAAAACAAACAAACAAAAAAACCCUAACAAACUAUUACUGCUGGUACCAAGGACUUGAGUGGAAAUGUCUUCUGUGUGAUCACCUAUGAAGCUCUUCAGUCUCUGAUCACAUUUGCCUUACCACUUACCCUGUAAACUGGAGGGGGAGGAAGAACUGCAAAAGCUGUUCUAAAAUAAAUUGGCAAACCAAAGGGUGUUUUAUUUUGCUUAUUUACUUACAAAGUUUUUUAAAGUCUAUGUACAUUGUUUAUCCUGGAAGAAAAAAAAGACCAAAACAACAAAAAAUGUACUUCUUUUAAAAUGGCAUCUCUGUGAUAUGUGGCUUUAUUUUUUUUUGUCUUUACCAGAACAGUGUUAAAUUCUCUGAAUUUUAAGAGCCAUUAUGUUUUCCUUUGGUAUUAUUUUUUUUAUUACUGCUUUCAAUAUUUUUACUCCAUUUCUUGCUUAUUUCCCAGAGAGUGUCCUGAACUUUUUGUAAGGAAUUGCUACUUACGUGAGGAUUGUAAUUUUAAACUUGUAAAUACUUAAGGGCUGUUAGUGGCUGUUUGCUGCUCAAAGACAUACAAACCAACCUUGCAUGCUGUAAGUAAACACAUCUGUUGUGCUAAAA